This is a messenger RNA of Polistes dominula (European paper wasp), 681 nucleotides long. RefSeq names its product Signal peptidase complex subunit Spase12 (gene Spase12). Gene Ontology annotation, biological process: protein targeting to ER. Gene Ontology annotation, cellular component: membrane; signal peptidase complex. The record is from RefSeq and is a predicted model, not a curated record. NCBI's taxonomy places the organism in Eukaryota, Metazoa, Arthropoda, Insecta, Hymenoptera, Vespidae.
AAAACGCCUGAAAGUAUGCAAUCAUUCAUACGUCGAUCUGUGAGUUUAGUUCUCUUUUAAAUACAUAGAUGGUGGUAGCAGUAUAGUUAAAGAAUCGUGUUGCAGAUGACACUGUUCAAAACAUAUGGAAUAAUAGUAUUCGUGCUUGUACAAAUUUUGCCACGUCUAAAACAUUUAUUUAUUUAACAAAAUGAGUUCUUGGUUGCAAUAUAUAAGGUCUAUACCUACGCAUAUGGAUUAUGAUGGCCAAGGUAGAGCUGAGAAACUUUCAAGAGUCAUCAUAACUCUCUUUGGAGUCGUUGGUCUCAUAUGGGGAUACGUCAUUCAACAAUUUUCUCAAACAAUUUACAUCCUUGGUGCAGGUUUCGUUAUGGCUGCUUUAGUGACAGUACCACCAUGGCCCAUGUAUCGUCGUAAACCAUUAGAUUGGCAAAAACCACAAGCCGAAGUUAACACCAAAUUAAAAAAGAAAAAAUAAAUGAUAUAUUUAUAUUUUUCAAAUAGAUAAAGUGUGUUAUCCAAGUUCUUGCUUGACCAAGUGCAAAGGUAAAAAGAGACUGAUAUUAAAUACGGUUAAUAUAAUGUUUUAUAAAUUAAAUGUGUGGGACUUUAAAGAAACAACAUUCCACAGUAUUUAAUAACCGAUGAUGUAAUACAAAGUAAAUCGUUUUGACAUAUUUA